UUAAAUUUUACUUUCAUUAUCAUUAGUACCAAUGUACCAUAAUAAUGUUUUAUAAGCCAAAAAGCAAAAUCCACCAACCCCUUUUUGUCGAAUAAAAGAAUAUUACUAAUCACCGGUUCUGUGACUGCACUCUCAGUAUUUGUGUAUCAGCUCUUUUGUUAUACACCAUUUCACCAGCCGACGAAAGCAAAAAAAAAAAAAAAUGGCUUUGACAUUGAUGUUGGCUUCUUCUAGGAUUGCUUCUCAUCUCAGGAUCUCGUUGUCCCAUCGAGCGUUUUCUUCCGUGGUAUUAAAGGAUCUGAAAUACGCGGAUUCACAUGAAUGGGUGAAGAUUGAAGGGAAUAAAGCGACGGUUGGUAUAACGGAUCACGCUCAAGAGCAUUUAGGAGACGUUGUCUAUGUAGAGUUGCCUGAUGUGGGACGUUCUGUGUCUCAAGGUGAGAGUUUUGGCGCUGUCGAAAGCGUCAAAGCUACUAGUGAUAUCAAUUCACCAAUCUCUGGUAAGGUCCUUCAAGUCAAUAAGGACCUUUCCGAGUCCCCUGCUUUGGUGACNUCGAGCCCAUAUGAAGAAGGAUGGAUCAUAAAAGUGGAGCUUAGUGAUGCAGGGGAAGUGAAGAAACUAAUGGAUUCAGACAAGUACUCCAAGUUCUGCGAAGAAGAAGAUGCCAAGCACUGAGCCUUCUUCUAGUUUUGUUCUGUUUGUCUAAGCAUUUCACUGUCAGCUACAUGGUCGGAAAAAUCCAUUUGUGUCAAAUACAUGAAAUCAAGAGAGAAGUCUCUCUCCUUCUCGGGCUUUGAUGUUUAUUUUACUGGCCUUAAUAAUAACAAAAAGCUUUGGCAUUCA
Camelina sativa (false flax) is the source of this 844-nucleotide messenger RNA. NCBI's taxonomy places the organism in Eukaryota, Viridiplantae, Streptophyta, Magnoliopsida, Brassicales, Brassicaceae. The record is from RefSeq and is a predicted model, not a curated record.